Triticum turgidum subsp. durum (durum wheat) is the source of this 870-nucleotide messenger RNA. The record is from the annotation of a GenBank genome assembly. Lineage: Eukaryota; Viridiplantae; Streptophyta; Magnoliopsida; Poales; Poaceae.
AUGGGGAGGACGCCCUGCUGCGAGAGCAGGCAGGGGCUCAAGAAAGGGCCGUGGACGCCGGAGGAGGACAAGCUCCUCGUCGACUACGUCCAGGCCAACGCCCCCGGCAACUGGCGCAUGCUCCCCAAGCUCGCCGGGUUGAACCGGUGCGGCAAGAGCUGCCGGCUGCGGUGGACGAACUACCUCCGGCCGGACAUCAAGCGCGGGCCCUUCACCCCCGAGGAGCACAAGUCCAUCCUCCAGCUCCACGCCAUUGUCGGCAACAAGUGGUCCAUGAUCGCGGCGCAGCUGCCGGGCCGGACGGACAACGAGAUCAAGAACUACUGGAACACCAACCUCAAGAAGCAGCUCCGCCAGGCGGCGCUCGUCGGCGAGCAGCACCCCGCCCUGGCCAGCCCAGGCGCCUCUGUCGGCGCCGGCUGCCUCGCCGCGCGCCACACGGCCCAGUGGGAGACCGCCCGCCUCGAGGCCGAGGCGCGCCUCUCCAUGCUCUCCACCUCCGCCGCGACCACCAGCGUGACUGCCUCCUCGUCCUCCUCCACCGCCGCGGCCGGGGGCGAGCACGGGGCCGACGCGCCGUCCGACGUCUUCCUGCGCCUCUGGAACUCCGAGGUCGGGGACACAUUCCGCCGCAAGUCGGCGGGCUCGGCACCGCGCGAAGGGUCGGCGCCACGUGAAGGGGCGCAGCCAGCAGCGGCACCGUUGCCCCCGCCCGGGGACGACUCGUCGGCAGCGUCCAACGUGACGACGGCCGUGACGGCGGAGGAGUACCAGGUGUUCCUGGACAUGGCGGCCGAGGAGCUGGGCCUGUUCCACGGCGGGUUCUCGCUGUACCCGCCGGCGGACGGCCUGUUCGCCGAGUUCCAGUGA